UUUUUUUUUUUAAUUUGAUCUCAGCUUCAUUAUAAUGUCGAGAAUUUGUAGAGUGACGUCACGUCGAGCAAAGUAGACUUCCGAGCGACAUACAUAAUACGUUUUACACGCAGUCUAUACCACGGAACUAUAUACACGCGUGAAUUAUUAAUAAGAGCUUUUUCCGACGUCGGUUGAUGACCGUCACCACGGCUAUAUCGAUUUGAGAUAUGUAGUGAAACUUACGAUGCUUCGGGUCAAGGAUACAAGCAUCAUAAUCAAUGCAUGAACUUACACGUGCGACAAAAGUGUCACAAAAUUACAAUUAAUAUUCAAAAUGUAACCUCUUUCUCGAAGUGUGCAUAAAUAAUAAUAGCGCACGUAUAAAUGUCUAGCGCAAAUUUUAAACUCGACUCGCAAAUGUCGCAAAUGUCAAAUCACAUCUCAUCCCUGAAACCCGCGAUGUGCAUCAAAUUCUAAACACUGAUCUAAAGAAUCCAAUGUUGGUCCAACAAUCGUCCCUGAACAUUUAUAAAUUUUUAAAAGACGCAGAGCCUCGAAUGUGUACUCGAAUUAUAAAGUUUCGCUAAUUUCAAUAUAGGCAUUUUUCAACAUAGGCAUCGUGUAGAGCUUGAAGCAGACGAGCUUGAAAAUGGGUACGACGAACGCACAAACCAAUUCGGGACACGCACACGACGAGGCUUGCUCGAGAGGAAGUUCGAUCGACACAUUUUUCGCUGAGACGGUGAUCCUUUUAACCGGCGCCACCGGAUUCCUGGGGAAAGUCCUUCUGGAAAAGCUGCUGCGCUCGUGUCCCCGGGUGGCCAUGAUCUUCAUUCUGAUCCGUCCAAAAAAGGGUCACACCGUCGAGCAGCGUUUCAAGGAGCUGCUGGAAAAUUCCGUCUUCGACAGGAUACGAUCGGAUUUUCCGGGUGCGUUGAACAAGAUCUUUCCCGUGAAGGGUGACGUGGGCAUGCCGGAGCUGGGGUUGCAACCUGAGGACAGGGACAUGUUGAUACAGAGGGUUAACAUCGUUUUCCACGGGGCGGCUACCGUGCGCUUUAACGAGCCGCUGAAGGUAGCCGUUAAUCUGAACACGAAGGGCACCGAGCGUAUGCUGGAUUUGUGCAAGCACAUGCCGAAUCUAAUAAGCGUCAUUCACAUCAGCACGGCCUACAGCAAUGCCGAUCGGCGGGAGAUUGAUGAAUUGAUAUACAUCACAGAAGUAAAACCUCAUACUGUGAUCGAUAUGUGCGAAAAUUUGGACGACGAGACGUUAGAAAUAAUAGAAAAGAGAUUGCUCGGUAAACAUCCGAAUACAUAUACGCUGACCAAAGGAUUGGCAGAGCAGCUUGUGAUGUCCAAAGGAAACGGACUACCGAUCGCAAUUGUACGACCGAGCAUAGUCUGUGCCGCAUAUCAGGAACCAUUUCCAGGAUGGAUAGAUAAUGUUUGUGGUAUUACAGGUAUAAUGACGGAGAUAGGUAGAGGCACUGCUAGAAGUAUCGUGUGUAAUGCGAAUUUAGUGGUGGACGUCGUGCCUGUCGAUUUUGUUGUCAAUACAUUGAUCUGCGCAUCUUGGCAUAACACUGUCCAACAUUCUGACACGAUCAAGAUUUACAAUUGUACCAGCAGUGGAGUACAUCCGAUCACAUGGGGAGAAUUUGGAAACCUUACGAGAAAACACGCAAUCGAAUCUCCCUCGAAAUACGUGAUGUGGUAUCCAGACUUCACAUUUAGAACAAAUAAAUUUAUUCACGCCAUCAUGGUGACCACGUUGCACUUCUUACCCGCAUUCAUCGUCGAUCUUAUACUAAGGGCCCAAGGUUGCAAACCUGUGAUGAUGAAGAUUACCAAGCGAUUUGAACGCGCCACUAAAGUAGGGGAAUUCUUCGCCAUGAACGAAUGGAAAUUUUUAAGGGGUAACAUGACGAACUUGGUGAAAUUCAUAAAGGCGGCGCAAGAUUGCGGCGACUUCGACGUAGAUAUCAGAAACAUGGAUUGGGAUAUGUAUUUACAUCAAUACAUGUUAGGUAUCCGAAAAUACAUCCUGAAGGACAAUCCAGACACGUUAAGUAAAGCUCGAGUUCGGUUAUUGAGGUUAUACUGGGUGCACAAAUUCACCAAAAUACUCAGUAUAUUCGUGUUAUUAGGAAUCAUCAAAUGCGCCGGUCGGUGAUGCUAUCGAGAAUCCGAAUCGUGACCAGCGCGAUCCAAGAGAUACUGCAGAAAUAACGUAAGAAGAGAUAUUAUGAGAAAGAGAUGCAAUUUAUGUGCUUCAUCUCGAAGACUAAACCUCUUUAUACUUAUAAUAUAUUACUUAAAUCAAACAUAUUAAAUCAGAUAUA
Molecule: messenger RNA, 2327 nt
Organism: Pogonomyrmex barbatus (red harvester ant)
Lineage: Eukaryota; Metazoa; Arthropoda; Insecta; Hymenoptera; Formicidae
Product: putative fatty acyl-CoA reductase CG5065
Biological process (GO): long-chain fatty-acyl-CoA metabolic process
Cellular component (GO): peroxisome
Molecular function (GO): alcohol-forming very long-chain fatty acyl-CoA reductase (NADP+) activity
Source: RefSeq, a predicted model, not a curated record